AUGUCAUUUCUUGUCGCUGGUCGCAUAGUUGGCGAUAAUGUAGCUAGUUCGAACAUUCUGCUCACAGAUUUACCGCCAUUGUUGAUACAAUCAGCAGAUCAGACAACUCCUAUGCAUAUUGGCGCAGGUGAUCCACCUGUGUCUACCGGCAUUCUCGAAAGCGCUGGAUUAUUAGGUAUUAACCUUCCUCCAUUGGAUGGCGACCAUCAAUCAAGCGGAGGAAGCAACGUUCUUGGAAUUACAGAGCCCUCGUCUUCAGUAUCGAUUACUCCGUCGAUCAGUUUGGCAGUUACGCCUUCAGCUACCGUUGGCGGUGUUCUGGCUAUAAACGAUAUCGGUGGUUCAACAACUACAAGUUCCACGUCAACAACCUCGUCAACAACCACAUCAACGACGACGUCUAGUUCUUCAAGUUCGAGUACUACGACGUCGACCACAACGAGUACAAGUACCGUAGCAAAUGUUGGACUACCACCGGUUUCAUCUACUUCCAGCAACACGCGGUCUGUCCCUUUGACACCGCUGAUUGAAUGUUACCAUGCGCAUGAGGAGUUGUGCGCUGAAAGAAGAGGAGAUUGUGAGUGCAGCGUCGAUCCACUGAUUCCAGCCGCGUUAUUCUGUUGCAACGUAACCGACAUCAACAAAGCGAUUGGGUGUGUCACAAAUGCACCUGAGACAGUAAAUUGGAAGUAUUUACACAUGCGCAAUGUGACCGUACGUGAUUUGGCGUUGAACGAGUCUAACCGCUACAUCAAGACGCUGUUGUCCCUAGCCAUUACUGAUGGAACGAUCCAGCGCAUCAGCAGAUCGUUUGCGCGUUUCUCUUCACCGGUGUGCUUAAACAUAUCGAACAAUAAUAUCAGCGAAAUCGAACAACGAGCGUUCCGCGAGCUGCGUAACCUUACCAUGUUAGAUCUGUCAUACAACAAUUUAUCGACCAUACCUUCCACUAAUGGGAAAUUCCGCCUGGAUAUUCGUGGCAACGUCGGUAUGCUUUGCAAAUCACUGCUCGAGUCGUUAAAGAGUGGCGUCAAAUUUAAGGAUCCCGAGUCCACGUUUUGUCUCACGAAUCGAACAUUCAAUUGGUUUAACUCGACAGAUAGCCUACCGCUGCAUCAGCUCGAGACGAUACAGCGUGUACAGGACGAAUGCCCGGAAAAUUGUACCUGUGAGCUGGACCGGUUGAAUUUUGAUCUUAAUAACACGGAGCGUAAGACGAUCACUACUCGCGUAGCCUGCACUGGUCUUGGAUUGACCAAAUUUCCCGACCGUCUACCGGCUGGCACGGUAACUCUGAACAUUUCUAACAAUAAUAUAACCAACCUCGAAGCUCUCAAUACACCGCCUUAUCAAUCUUUGCUACGACUGCAUGCUGAUGAUAACCAAAUAAGUUCGCUAAGCGAUCUCGAAGGCAUGGAUUUUAUCUCUCGCUUUACGAUGUUCUCAAUCCGGCGUAACAAGCUGAAGACCGUUCAAUCGUACAUUUUUACCAAGUCACUCGACCUCGGCUCAUACAUAUUUCUCGAGGGAAACCCUAUGACGUGCGAUUGCAACGCCGCCAAAGGAUUUAAGAAUUGGUUACUCAGUCGGAAAGCUCAAGUGCCCGAUCACGAAUACAUUUUCUGCGAGGGAAACACCAAUCUGCCGCAGCUCGUCACUAUCCAAGAGAGUAAGCUUUGUCAGUCUCAACACGACUGGACGGACUACAUUUACUAUCUAAUCGCUACCGAGAUCCUUUUGUUGGUAGCGCUCGUCUGCAAGGUAUCUUAUGACUACUGGGUAUUUAAGUCGGCCGGCUACCUCCCGUGGCCAGCCAACAAAAUGCCGAAGCUACCGUGCGAUUGUUUGUGUGAAUAGUAGGGAGUCCCAUAUGUCGCAAGAUGUAGACGAAGAUGAUGAGAUUUUUUCUUUAUUCCUCCCCUUUUUGUUUUUUGUGUAUGUAUCUCUCAUCGACUGUGAUAAACUUCCCUAUUGAAAAACAUGAACUAUACAUGAAACUAAACAUAAACUAUCGGCUAACGGAAAACAUAAUUAAAAUGAACUAAAUGUGCGUACGAGUAUGCGUAUGCAAUAAAAAUACAGCAUACUCCUACAUUAGAG
This is a messenger RNA of Anopheles nili, 2100 nucleotides long. It is a transcript of the gene hfw, whose product is annotated as protein halfway. Lineage: Eukaryota; Metazoa; Arthropoda; Insecta; Diptera; Culicidae. Gene Ontology annotation, cellular component: voltage-gated potassium channel complex. The record is from RefSeq and is a predicted model, not a curated record. The transcript is spliced from 3 exons. The coding region runs from base 1 to 1857 and encodes 618 amino acids. Gene Ontology annotation, molecular function: transmembrane transporter binding; voltage-gated potassium channel activity; potassium channel activator activity.